UACACGCCUCUCUCUCGUCCGCACAAGGCUGCGCUGACAUUGGGUGCGCUGCUCGCCUCGUUCUAUAACCCUGCUCGAGGCGAUAUGAUUGCCCUACUGUCGGAACUGAGCGGCGAGCCUAUGCUUCCUCGUCUCCGAGAGCAGAUGCUGGAAUCUGCAGAAGGCAGGCGCCUCCUCCUCGAGCGACCCGCCAUCAACACUGCGAGCGUCGAUAUGGCCUACCUCCGCUCUCUCGACGAGAACACCUUUGGCAAACAAUAUGUCCGCUGGCUCGACUGGUGCAAUGUCGGGCCCGACACAAGAGCCAAGGUCCGAUACAUCGAGGACCCAGAGCUGGCGUACGUCAUGCAGCGUUACCGCGAGUGCCACGACUUCUACCAUGUCAUGUGCCUCAUGCCUGUCUCUCACCUCGGCGAGACAGUCGUCAAGGUCUUUGAAGCUGCGCAUAUGGGCUUACCAGUCGCUUUUCUUUCUUCGAUUGCGGGACCCGUCCGGUUAUCCAACGAAGAACGCGCAGCCUUAUUCGGAAUCGGCGGGGCCGGCGGGACCCAGGGUGGGCUUGCGGGUUGGGCAUGGAGGAUGGGAAAAAAGACAAAGCUUCUCAUCGGGAUACGGUGGGAGGAGAUGUGGGAGCGCGAUUUUGACGAGCUCAGGAAAGAAGUUGGAUUCGAUGAAGAUCCA
Acaromyces ingoldii is the source of this 681-nucleotide messenger RNA. Its product is annotated as coenzyme Q biosynthesis Coq4. The record is from RefSeq and is a predicted model, not a curated record. Gene Ontology annotation, biological process: ubiquinone biosynthetic process. The annotation marks the transcript as partial. Gene Ontology annotation, cellular component: mitochondrion; mitochondrial inner membrane. NCBI's taxonomy places the organism in Eukaryota, Fungi, Basidiomycota, Exobasidiomycetes, Exobasidiales, Cryptobasidiaceae. The transcript has a single exon.